AUGAGAAUCAGAUUGGAGAAACUGGAGCGCGGGCGAUUGCCGAGACACUCAAAGUCAAACACGCUGACUUGGCUCAAGCUGAACCGGAAUUGCAUUGGCGAAGAUGGUGCGCGGGCGAUUGCUGAUGCACUCAAAGUGAACUCGACAUUGCGGUGUUUUUUGCUUAAGCAGAAUCAGAUUGGUGAUGCUGGAGGGCAGGCAAUCGCUGAAGCACUCAAGGUCAACACAAGGCUGACUGACCUCUUAUUGGCAAUGCGGGAGCGCGCACUCAAGGUGAACUCGACGAUGUCCCGGCUCUAUUUGGAAGACCAUCUGAUUGGCGAUGCUGGAGCCCAGGCGAUUACCGAAGCGUUCAAGAUGAACCCGAAGCUUGUGAAUGUUUUCGUUUACGACCAGAUUAACCCUCUUGCACUCUCCUUACUUCCACGCCUCGCAACCGCUGACGACCUUCAGACCGUAUUUUGCUUGCUGACCAGCGGACCGGCGCUAGAGGAUCAGUCUACAUUUCUACCAGCAUUACCAGCCGAGAUUGCCGACAUCAUUAUGGACGAAGCGCAAUACUGGCAAGGCGUGCAGCACAUCAAGCGAUGCCAGUUUGAUGAUGACUCCCUCGAGCAUAUUCUGAAAGUCACACUGCCUCAAGGCGUUAAUGGGAAUUCAAUCCGUGUAAAAGCAAUUCAAGCGCUUCGUGAUAUGGGAAACGGUUUCAACAGCAACGGCAGCAGCGGCUUUGAUUUGAUUGUCCGAGAUGAGCAAGGUGCUGUUCGAUACGAAUGCGCUGCGGAAGCGACUAUUGUCGAUUCUACACUCGUAUCCGCGCGCGUGGGUUGGCAAGUUCAGGUUCAACCCAGCAAGUCUGCCCGAGAUGUGGUAUUCGAAUCGCUCGUCGUUAAAUGCAUGUAG
Molecule: messenger RNA, 903 nt
Organism: Capsaspora owczarzaki ATCC 30864
Lineage: Eukaryota; Filasterea; Ministeriida; Capsasporidae
Exons: 6
Coding region: 1-903 (300 amino acids)
Molecular function (GO): protein binding
Source: RefSeq, a predicted model, not a curated record